Zea mays is the source of this 2232-nucleotide messenger RNA. NCBI's taxonomy places the organism in Eukaryota, Viridiplantae, Streptophyta, Magnoliopsida, Poales, Poaceae. The record is from RefSeq and is a predicted model, not a curated record.
GACUUUUCUCUCCCCGUCCUCUCUGUACUCUCUCCGUCUCUCUCGUCGUUUAUCCGCCUCCCAUCCUUGCUACCCUCCUCCGUGCUCUCUGCUCACCAAUUCCUCCAGGAUUCGGAUUUAGGAUUGGGAUUCUGGCGCCGGAACCGAAGCGGCGACGCGCUGGAGCCGCGGCCGGAUCGGUGCGUGCUUCUCCCGUACCUAUUUUUUGAUGGCCAAUUUUUAGCGUCUGUUGCGGUUGUUGUAUGGAACGCGAUCCGGUUCAGUUGGCGCAAUUCCAACCGGAUUUCCGUUUUUCCCAACCGCGGAUUUCUUCGAGAUUGCUUUAGCUUCGUUUGUUUCCCGCCGUUUAUUUUUUUUCUCGCUUUCAUUCUCGGGAAAUCUUGGGUCUUACUUGCGACUAUUCAGUGCCGUUCUGUAUGCGUCCUUGAUUCGAAUUCGCCGCAAGUUUUCGGUUUUCUGCACAUGCGGUGGUUCCUGGACGAGAUCUGUGGCCGGAGCCGCAACAAUCCCGCCUGAAUUUUUAAUCUUUCACUGAGUUUGGGUCACCACGCCAACGCCAUGAUGGCGAACGGGAGGUUCCAGAAGCAGGCGUUGCUUCCGCCGCGGAGCCCGUUCCCGGUGGCGGCGCCGCACGCCGAGCUCGGCCCAAUCGCGCGGCCGCGGGAGACGCCCCACCGGCACGGCCACCAGCGCACGUCGUCCGAGAGCUUCCUCGCUGACGAGCAGCCGUCGUGGCUGGACGACCUGCUCGACGAGCCCGAGACUCCGGCGCGGGCGCACGGCCGGCCUGGCCACCGCAGGUCGUCCAGCGACUCGUUCGCGCUCUUCGAAGGCGGCAGCGCUGCGGGGGGCAUGUACGAGUUUGACAAUGUGCUUGAUGGCAUGAGGGGAGGAGGGCAGGUGGCUUCUUUGGCCGGUGCGCCCGAAUUCUUCCCUGAGCCAGCCUCAUUUGGGCGGCCUUGGGAGUCCAGGCAGAUGUACCGGCAGGGUGGUGGCAUGCCAAUGCCAGGCAGGGAGAAGAAUGGAGGGCGCCAUGGUCCGUCCAGCUCAUUUGGUGAGCAUGAGCUUGGUCAUGUGCCCAAUGGGGUGAAUAGGAAGGCCCAUGGCGAUGCGGCUUAUGACCAGAGGAUUGUAAUAGAGAGAAAGGAGGGCCUGAGGCACUCUCAGUCGGAGACUGACACCAAACGAGCCAAACAACAAUAUGCUCAGAGAUCUCGUGUCCGGAAGCUCCAGUAUAUUGCAGAGCUUGAGAGAAGAGUUCAGUCCUUACAGACAGAGGGAAUAGAAGUAACUGCUGAAAUGGAUUUUCUCGGUCAGCAAAAUAUCAUGUUAGACUUGGAAAAUAAAGCCUUGAAGCAACGGCUUGAGAGUCUAUCUCAGGAGCAUCUCAUUAAACGUUAUCAGCAGGAGAUGUUUGAGAGGGAAAUUGGCCGCCUUAGAACAUUGUUCCAGCAGCAGCAACAGCAACAACAUGUGCCGCAGCAGCAGGCUCCUACCCAUAGCCGCAGUAACAGUAGAGACCUGGAUUCGCAAUUUGCAAACCUGUCUCUGAAACACAGUGAUCCCAGUUCAGGGCGCGACGCUAUCUCUGGCCUCCGCAUUUAAGAUCCCUUUGUUCCAGCUUUUGGAUCCCUGAGCUUUGCAGAACCUGCUGCCCCUUUAUGCCACUCUUUGUGGUUGUUAGUAGCAUCAUGAGAGGAGCAGCACCGGUGAACCGGGAAUCUCAUCCCACGGUGAAUAAAGCUGGAAAGGUUAAUAACUGUGGAUCUGGUCCUUAGUUCUUUCAGAAUGUGCACCUGGCGGUCAUCGUUAGCUUCUGUCCAUUAUUGAUGCUUGACCAGUCGGAGGUGUUUAGGAUCUGUUUGCAGAUUGAUGACUUCCAUGGAUCCUUGUAUCAGUUUGAAUCUAGAACACUAAGGUUCUAAUCCAUUCCUUUUUAGUCGAUUCUCUGUCGAGUUUAGGCGCCAUGGCCCUUGUAUUAGUGUGGCACACGAAUGGAAUGUGAGCUGGUCCUCUUUAGGUUAUGCCACAUCCUGGAAAACCGUUGCGUGAGGAGUUGUCGGGCCAUGUCCAUUGUCCUAAUAAGAUGGUGAGGUUGAAGGGCUGGUGCAGUUCAGUUUCAUUUUAUUUGUGAUGUGCACAGCAAGAUAUUGGAUACUUUGGGUUCUUACAUUUAUUUGAGCACUGUAUUUUUAUCGCAUUGUGAUGACAGUAUAUUCCAAGUUCAUUUUA